Desarmillaria tabescens is the source of this 759-nucleotide messenger RNA. RefSeq lists its product as uncharacterized. The coding region runs from base 1 to 759 and encodes 252 amino acids. Lineage: Eukaryota; Fungi; Basidiomycota; Agaricomycetes; Agaricales; Physalacriaceae. The record is from RefSeq and is a predicted model, not a curated record. The transcript has 10 exons.
AUGAUGCUGGAUUGCCAAAUCCCAACAGGUAUAGGAGCCCGUAUCUACAGUAAUUAUGGUAUGAGCUUUGGAAUUAAUACAAAUGUUUCUAUUCAGUUCAAUGCGACUGCGCUGGGUUAUUCUGUCACUGAGGAGUGCCCUACUGGUCUGUGGGUGCUCCUUCUUCCAUCUGCAAGGUUUGCCGCACACUUCUGCACAGGAUCUCAAGGAUGUAACCACCAAUCGCGAUCGGCUGCAGGUCUGAGAUUAUAUUCUGUUGAUCACUGCACAAACAAGGCAUAUCAACGUGUCACAGUUACUCCUGUGAGUGUGCUUAUCUGGCACUGUUGGACUGCGUGGGGAUGGUCUUGGAGUGUCGUACUUGUUCCAAUUAUUUGCACUACUCUGGGAGUCAUGAGCAGAGCAUUCGUACUCUAUUAUAGUGCUUUCCAGAGGGGGAGCAGCCUAUCACCACCAAUCUUCUACAAUCUAAAGUCUGUCAACUGGGCUGUUCUCUACACUUCACUCAUUUUGACUACCUUGCUUUGGUGCACGAUCCUCAUCAUGUACCACAUCCUUAAAAUCAGCGGCAUUGCCACAGUGUUUCAAUUUUGCAAUGAGCAGAUCAGGAUUCAUUUGGCAAAUGUAGCUGCUGAGAUGAGGGGAAUUGCACCCACAAUUCUGGUUGGUCGUGUUGCAGCAGGGCAUACAUGCCCAGACAAUGACUGGGGCCAUUCGAGAAGCACAGUAGCAUCAGCAAAACAGCCCCUUCUUCUUUGA